This is a messenger RNA of Pyricularia grisea, 1343 nucleotides long. RefSeq lists its product as uncharacterized. Bases 172 to 1053 code for a protein of 293 amino acids. The transcript is spliced from 2 exons. Gene Ontology annotation, biological process: cytosolic ribosome assembly. Gene Ontology annotation, cellular component: mitochondrial matrix. Lineage: Eukaryota; Fungi; Ascomycota; Sordariomycetes; Magnaporthales; Pyriculariaceae. The record is from RefSeq and is a predicted model, not a curated record.
AAAACUUCUCGAAGCUUUUUUCUUCAUACUAACACCACGUUCAAAAAAAAAGUUUACCAUUGAUCACGUCUGUACAUUAUUUCACAUUUGAUCUUCAACAACUUGUCAAAUCACCCCCUGCUACUUUCUUGAUACCCAUUUCUUUUCUUUUACAUACACAAUUCUUUCAAAAUGAUGUCACUAAGGACUUUUGCGCGUUCCGCACCUCGCGCUCUCUCCCGCGUCUCGUCGGCCGCUACCCGCAGGACAACGGGAUCUCCUCUCCUCAAGACUUCCUCCUUUGCUGCCUCGUCACUAAGGGCAGUAUCACGUCCUGCAGCUUUCUCAACCUCUUCGUUGAGGAGGGCACAGAGCGGGGUUAGCGAGGAGCUUGCCAACAAGCUCGACCAGGAGCUGAGCUUCGAGGCCGAGGUAAAGAAGAGCGAGCCUGAGCCGGCCAUCAUCAAGGACUUCCUUGAGAACACCCCCUGGGAGCUCAAGGACGUCUCCGGCCAGGAGAAGGUUGUCCUGACCCGCAGCUUCGACAACGAGAAGAUCACCCUGACCUUCUCCAUCGCCGACCUCGCUGCCGACUACCACGACCAGGAGGCGGACACCUACGACUCGGACCCUGCCCUCGCCGAUGAGACCGCUGACAGCAAGGGUAGGCCGAACGAGGUUGAGGAGAACCCUGAGGAGUACGAUGAGCAGGAGGCUGCUCCUCCGUGCAGGCUCAACGUGGUCGUUGAGAAGCCCGACUCUGCCAAGGGUGCGCUCAACAUCGAGGCCACCCUGUCGGAUGACCAGAUUGUUGUCGACAACGUUUACUACUUCGACAGCGCUGAGCUCGCCAAGGAGCAGACCGCUGAGACGGCCCACAAGGCCUCGGCCGUCUACCCUGGCCCUCCCUUUGGCACCCUGGAUGAGGAGCUUCAGGUCCUCAUGGAGCGCUACCUGGAGGAGCGCGGUGUCACCGCCGAACUGGCCGUCUUUGUACCCCAGUACAUGGACAUCAAGGAGCAGCGCGAGUACACCAACUGGCUAAAGAACGUUAAGGAUUUUGUCAAGGCGUAAGUCAAUUGGCAAAGUCUUUACUACUUUAAUACUUUGACAAAGUAGAGGUUGUGUGAAUUGUGGGCCACUUUGGCAACACUCUCACAAGACUUGGCUUUGUUCAGAUGAUGUACUUUAUGUUCACCUACUGUCACUCUCACCUUUUUAUUAGCUGGACGACUACCAAUGUAAAAUAAUCUGUACAAUCUCGAAACACCACCUAGCCAUGAAAGAAGAAAUUUUGGGCCGUUGAACCCACGUGAAACCGUUUUGGUGGAGCCCCUGGACUUUUUUUUUUUUUUUUUUGUCAA